AACCUCGAGAUUAUACCAUUUUUUCACGUUUCAUUUUUACUCGCUCUCUAAGGAGAUCAAUGCAGGACUUCGGGUGGGAGGAAGUUGUUUGAAACCUUAUUUUUUUUAAACAAUGGGUAAAACUUUUCUACCAACCAGUCAAGUUUUUUGUCUGUCGGCAUCGAGCUUAAAAAGAAAGAUCUGCAGCCAAUACUCAGUUAGUGGGACCAUGAGGGAGCAGUUUCUCGCUGUUCUCCUUACAUGGUGUAGACUGUCAAUCGCGUACUCGAGAGAUGGCAUGCAGAUAGAGGGGAACUACAGGCAUGUUCAGAAGAAACGAAAAAGGCUGGAGGUUGGCUGACCAAGAGUUCAAAUCUGUCCAAGUUUUCUCAGAGUUUGAAUGUGCCCGUCUCUGCGUAGAUGAUCCAAGAUGCAAGUCGGCCAACUACAAAGAAGCUGCUGAGCAGUCUGUGUGUCAGCUCAAUAGUGAAACGAGUCGAUCAAGAAAAAACCUCUACAUCCCAGAGGAGGGAUACACAUUCUUGGAACCAGUGAAGUCUGCAUGUGUGCCGUCGUCGUGCCCUGCUGGAUACGACUGUCAUGAUGUACUGGACAGUCACGACGUGUUAUUUGAGUGCAAGCCUAAAACAGACUUCCAGAUCUCAUUUGCCGAAAGAACAACAAGUGAUUACGUAAGAUUGGACAAGAAAGUUGAGCUGACCAAGUUUACGUUAAGUCUGUCUAUCAGGAUUGACGAAAACGUCCCCAACACAUUCUUCUCCUACGCAUCAUCAAAUAAUAACGGGAUCAUGAUUAGAAAGGCAACAAAUGAAUUUAAAUUUGCUGUCCAAGGCGAUGCAGUGAGAAUUCCUUGCACCAUAAUAGCAGAUUCCAGGUUCCACUCUGUGGUCGCAACGUGGAGUAACUCGGAGGGAGAAUUCCAAUUCUACGUGGAUAACAGCUUGGUAACAAAGGAGAAGAACUUGGCAACUGGACGAACCAUUUCUGGAGGUGGAGUAUUUAUCAUUGGUAAUGAACAAGAUGAUUUGGGUGGUGGUUUUAGCUUUGGUAAUGCUUUAGUAGGAACAAUCACACGCGUGAAUUUGUGGGGCGUUGUGUUGCCGGACGAGUACAUCAAGGUCCUGGGACGGGGGUGUGGCAACGAGGUGGGUACGGUGCUGGCGUGGACGGAGUUCUAUCAGGGAGCCGCGAAUCUCGGUUACCAUGGAAACGCACGCUUCGAGGAGCCUUCAACUUGCGCAUGAAAUAAACAAUAGCCAUUUGAAAUGAUAUAUGCUUGGAAUCAUACAGGGUUAAACUUGUGGACUCAUACAAACCGGAUAACCCAUAUGUUUUGUCCAUACGAGAUUACGCAUAUGGACUCUUACGCCCGCUUUCAGUUUAUGUUACCGUAGUUUAUGUAAAUAUAGUUCAUGUAGCACUCAUGUAAACAGCAUGUUUAUGAUGGCAGAGCUAGGGUGUUUCGAGACCUUGGAAAUGCAACAGAAUCAUGUGUUUAUGUUAGGCAUUCGAAAUUCGCCCCUUGCGCGUUCCCUAGAGGUUCACUCACAUGCCUAUAUAUUUAGCUAAUUACAUUUGUCUUUCACUUGACCUUACCAGUUUUUCAUAACGCGUCGUUUUUUUUCCGGGGUUGUUUUUCCCCAGUUUUCUGCUAUAGUUGAUACAUAAACAUGUUUGUAUAUUUUACAUUACAUUUACGCUUGUAAUAUGGUCUCCAAUAAACUGGUACGCGUUACUCUUGUAA
Molecule: messenger RNA, 1744 nt
Organism: Nematostella vectensis (starlet sea anemone)
Lineage: Eukaryota; Metazoa; Cnidaria; Anthozoa; Actiniaria; Edwardsiidae
Product: neuronal pentraxin-2
Exons: 7
Coding region: 303-1244 (313 amino acids)
Source: RefSeq, a predicted model, not a curated record